Messenger RNA from Suillus subaureus, 956 nucleotides. RefSeq lists its product as uncharacterized. Bases 173 to 781 code for a protein of 202 amino acids. The transcript is spliced from 3 exons. The record is from RefSeq and is a predicted model, not a curated record. NCBI's taxonomy places the organism in Eukaryota, Fungi, Basidiomycota, Agaricomycetes, Boletales, Suillaceae.
AUAUAUAUAUAGCUUCUGGCUCUUAUAGAUUUGCUUCAUCCCAAUUAUGUAACUGAGUUCUCGGCUCCUGUUCUCGCGGAGUCAUCGUGUUUACAUAACAUCCUUUUCUAACACUUCUUUGUAUCAUGUCCACCAGAAUUCGAAUGGAAACGACAAUUUGGUUUGUGAAACCAUGAAUUGUGCUUCUCACAUGUUGCUACGAGGGCAUCUGAGCGACUUACAGCCCAUCAUGUUCAAUGAGCUUCCUGUGCGAACGGAACUCCAGUCAGAGAACGUCUUGUGCAAGUACCUACAGGCGAAACUGCACCUUUUCCCACCGAACCGAAGUGAGGAGAAGUCCCCACAAAUUUGUGCGCUUCCCACAAGUCUAGACGAUACCACUGAAAAGAAUCGCCUACCCGGGCUGCUCACGAGAGCAAAAACAUGCCAUACGCUAUCAGAGUCUAAGACCGGUGCGCAGUUAUCAAUCAAACCAUCCUCAACACCUUUCCGGACAUGGAUAUUGAUGCGGAUGCUUGGAAUACGACAUCAUAAACCCCCCUGGAAUUGUCAGCGCAUAAGAGCGCAAUCAGGUCGAGCAGAAGCUGGAUGGAUGGAAAUCCCAAUCUGGAUAAGUAUCAUCAUGAUUCCAAAAAUAUCCGAUACUGGUACUGAACGCGAGAUUCUACCCUAUUUUCUACAUUCUAUCUGCUUUGAAGCAGGUCUUGAGUGGCAAGGGGAGAUGCUGCAUCAUGGGCAUUGCGUGUAUCCAGAGAUCGUGAACUGUGGAGUAUGGACUUAGGGACUCACCCACUCAGUUUAGAAAUGCGGCUCAAUGCUCCACGCAAAUAGAGACAAACUCCCAAAACCUCGUUCAAAUUGUCAUGUCAUCCGUAAAUAACCUCGACGCACACACCGACCCAAACGCGCCAUUAUGUCCGCGGUCGACUUUCAAUAUGCACCGCUCACGACCUCCG